Messenger RNA from Rotaria sp. Silwood2, 1980 nucleotides. NCBI's taxonomy places the organism in Eukaryota, Metazoa, Rotifera, Eurotatoria, Philodinida, Philodinidae. The record is from the annotation of a GenBank genome assembly.
AUGCAUCAAUGGAAUGAUGUCUACCAACAACUUUCUCUUGCUCAAGCUAAUCUUGAUUAUAUUAUAAAAACACCUGAAAAUGUUAAAAAAGCUGAUGAAUUAAUGGGACAAGAAAAACUUUUACAAGCUCAUCAACUUAUAAUGGAAAUUGAAAAUUCUCGAAAUUAUCUUUUAUUUGAAUUACAUAAAGUACAAGAAAAAGAUUCACAACCUGAUGAUAUACAAUUAAUUACAAAUUAUUUUGCUGAUUAUGAAAGACUUGUGGCACAUUUACGACAAUUAAUUGCAGUUCGAAUUUCACGUUGGUAUGAUUGUGCAAUAAGUGCACCAGAAAAACUUGUUACUGGAUUAAGAAUUAUUGAACGAGAAGAACAAGUUGAUCGAUUUUGGAUGGAUAAAAGAGAAUUAACUGGAUUUAGUCCACCUGAUCGACCAAGACAAUGGAAAAAACUUUGUUUUGAAUUGUUAAGAAAAAGUGUUAAAGAUCGUAUUGAGGGAAAUCAAUUAGAAACACGAGAGGAACAUAAAUAUUGGUUAACACGUCAUUUAGAAAUGUGUCGACAAAUAAUUUUAAGAGAUUUUCGAGUUAUUACAAAAACUUGCCUUCGUUGUUUUCCAAAACAAUAUGAUAUUGUCAAUCGUUUUCUUGAUUACUAUCAUAAUUGUCUUAAAGAACAUUUAAUUGAAAUAUGUGAUCCAAAACGACGUACUGAAGGUGAUACAUUGACAACAGCUGAAGUUUAUACUAUAGUGACAUUUGUUCGUGAUUAUCAAGGUGCUGAAUGUUUGGGUCAUCCUGAAUUGAAAUUAGAUCUUAGUCAAUUAUCUCCAUUACUUGAAAAAGAUAUGCUUGCUGCUGUAACUGAUGUAUUUAUCAAUGAAAGAAAGCAAAAAUUUAGUGAAUGGAUACCAAAUAUUAUAUCAUCGGAAGUCAAGGAUUGGUAUGCAUUAAAAGAAGUUGAAUUAACAUCUGAACAUUAUUAUGCUACAACAAUGCCACGUAUGUUAAUAAAUAUGAUUAUAGAAACACUUGAUAUGUCUAAACAAAUGUCUGAUGAAACAUGUCAAUUAAUUCUUGGUAUGAUAUUACAGAAAAUAAAUGAAUUUCAUGAUUUAUAUGUUAAUGAAAUAAACAAUUAUUCUAAACGAUAUUUUGCUGAUCGACAAUCAUUUAAAGAAAAUUUUACAAAACAAAUGGUAGCAAAUGCAAAUAAUUGUGAAUCAAUACCAAAUUUUGUACUUAUUGUACGAAAAAAAUAUGAUCGCGAUGAUCUUGAUGAUUUAUCACGUUCAUCACAACAACAACUUGAUCGUUAUGAAAGUAUGGGAAAAAAAUUUGAACGUGCAGCUGAAUAUUGUUGUAAUAAAAUAUUAGAAGAAAUUGAAAUGGAUACAGUAAAAUUUCUUAAACUACUUUUUACACGUGAUUGGUUUGGUCCAACAGCUAAACAAUGUUGUGGUACAAUUAUUGAAACAUCACGUGAUUAUUGGAGUUCAGAAUUAACACAUUUAAAAAAACCCUUAUUAGCUUAUACUUUUUAUACAUGGCAUAAACGGAUAAUAGCUCAUUAUUUACGAAACUUAUUUUCACGUAAUACAUCUAUUAAAUUUGCUACGCCAACUGAACGACGUACAUGUGCGGAUCAAUUACGUCGAGAAUCAUCUCAACUUGAUAAAGAAUUUCAAUCAUGGGAUGGUACAUCAGCUGAAAAUGCAACUGAAUAUCAUUUUAAUAUAUUAAGUAAUAUAGCUGAUGUACUUGAACAAACAGAUUUAGAUUCUAUUGUACUUGAAAUAGCAACAUUAGCAAAAAAAUAUCCAAGUUUAAAUAUGGAUCAAGUUACACAAGUUUUAUUAUUACGUGGAGAUUUAACAAAACAAGAAGCAAAAGAUAAAGCUGAUGCUGCAUUAGCAAAUAUGCCACGUGUUAAUCAAGGUAUUCUAUUUGAAAUUAUGGAAAUUGUUAAUCAAAUAAAUUGA